UUAGUGUGCGCCGCGGGUGCUGGGGGCUCGAGAACCGAGCGGAGCUGGUUGAGCCUUCAAAGUCCUAAAACGCGCGGCCGUGGGUUCGGGGUUUAUUGAUUGAAUUCCGCCGGCGCGGGAGCCUCUGCAGAGAGAGAGCGCGAGAGAUGGACAUGGACAAACGGAUUCAUUUAGAGCUGCGGAACAGGACGCCCUCUGAUGUGAAAGAGCUUGUCCUGGACAACUGUCGGUCGAAUGAAGGCAAAAUCGAAGGCCUCACAGACAAAUUUGAAGAACUGGAAUUCCUAAGUACAAUCAACGUAGGCCUCACCUCAGUCGCCAACUUACCAAAGUUAAACAAACUUAAGAAGCUCGAACUAAGCGAUAACAGAAUCUCAGGGGGCCUGGAAGUAUUGGCAGAAAGGUGUCCGAACCUUACGCAUCUAAAUUUAAGUGGCAACAAAAUUAAAGACCUCAGUACAAUAGAGCCACUGAAGAACCUAGAGAACCUCAAGAGCUUAGACCUUUUCAAUUGUGAGGUAACCAACCUGAACGACUACCGAGAAAAUGUGUUCAAGCUCCUCCCACAGCUCACGUAUCUUGAUGGCUAUGACCAGGACGACAAGGAGGCCUCCGACUCAGAUGCUGAGGGCUAUGUGGAGGGCCUGGAUGACGACGAGGAGGACGAGGAUGAGGAGGAGUAUGAUGAAGAUGCUCAGAUAGUGGAAGAUGAGGAGGACGAAUAUGAAGAGGAGGAGGGGGAAGAGGAGGACGUGAGUGGAGAGGAGGAGGAGGAUGAAGAAGGUUAUAACGACGGGGAAGUUGAUGACGAGGAAGAUGAGGAAGAUCUUGGUGAAGAAGAAAGGGGUCAGAAGCGAAAACGAGAACCUGAAGAUGAGGGAGAAGAUGAUGACUAAGUGGAAUAACCUAUUUUGAAAAAUUCCUAUUGUGAUUUGACUGUUUUUACCCGUAUCCCCUCCCCUCCUCCAAAUCCUGUCCCCUGAAACUUAUUUUUUUCUGAUUGUAACGUUGCUGUGGGAAUGAGAGGGGAAAAGUGUACUGGGGGUUGCUGGGGGAGGGAGGGCGGGAGGGGGUGGAAUAAAAUACUAUUUUUACUGCCACUCUUUAUUUUUUUUUCCCCUCCUUUUUCUUUGUGUCUGGUUUUGUCCCUGUAAAUGCAAUAGCUGAGUACACACCAAGUGAGCGUUUGUUCCUUACUCUCAAAGAGGAUGGUUUGGAGGUCUCUUACAUUUCCUGGUAUGUCCCAAGUCCCUGGAAUUGGUUUGAAGGCCGUGCUGGCCUCAGACUGGUCACUCAGAUCCUGGGAAGGGCUGAGUACCAGCUAUACCUUUAACUCUUGCUUUGGCUCAUGUGUUUUCUGCAUUUCUUGGGCCUGCUAGAGGCAUCCAACGCCCUGGUUUGUAAAUAGCAACCUAAAGGCGUAUUUUGGCACUGGUCUGGGGACAUUCCCCAUCUCUCAUCCCUUUUCCCCCUUCACAGACGGUGGUAGGCUUCACUCUACAAAGAGAACUCUGGUGGUACUCUUGAGCUGUGAGCCCACGAGCUGAAAACCACAGGUUUAUGAAUUAUAAGAAAAAUGGGUUUGGUAAUUAUAAUCAGAAGAAACAAACCCUCAAACUUCAACCUCUUUAAAAGAAAAAAAAAACUGUCCUAUCUUGUUCUGUAAAAUAUUAGAACACUUUGUUUUAUGAAAAUGACAGGAUAAUUCUUCCAC
Molecule: messenger RNA, 1714 nt
Organism: Sciurus carolinensis (gray squirrel)
Lineage: Eukaryota; Metazoa; Chordata; Mammalia; Rodentia; Sciuridae
Gene: Anp32a
Product: acidic nuclear phosphoprotein 32 family member A
Exons: 7
Coding region: 147-896 (249 amino acids)
Biological process (GO): nucleocytoplasmic transport; regulation of apoptotic process
Cellular component (GO): perinuclear region of cytoplasm; nucleus
Molecular function (GO): histone binding
Source: RefSeq, a predicted model, not a curated record